ACAGGAGAGGUGGGAACCCUGGGACGGUAGUGAUCCGGAGUCUCGGCGACGGGGCGAGACGGGGCCGGUAGGUGGUGGGAGGGGGCCCAGCCGGAGCCGGCUGGAGGGCCAGGCCCGGAGGCCCCCACCCUGGCGUACCUGCCCCGGCUGCGGCUGAGGAGGAGGCGGCGGAGGAGGAUGAUCUCCAGAUACACUCGGAAGGCCGUGCCGCAGACCUUGGAGCUGAAAGGAGUAACAAAACAUGCUCUUAAUUAUCAUCCCCUUCCAGAGCAACUGGAUGAAAUUUCCUCUACUAAUGAUGGCCAUGAAAAAGACACAAGUUCCCAAAGUGAGUCUGACAUCACUCAAGAAUCACCUUUAACAUCAGGCAACACUGGGAAUUCAGGAUCUGCUUUUCCAAGUUAUACUGGCACAGGGAUCUCUACAGAAGGCAGCUCAGACUUCUCCUGGGGAUAUGGUGAACUUGAUAAAAAUGCCACUGAAAAAGUCCAGGCCAUGUUCACAGCCAUUGAUGAGCUCUUAUAUGAGCAAAAGUCAAGUGUGCAUACCAAGAGUCUACAAGAAGAGUGCCAACAGUGGACAUCUAGCUUUCCUCACCUCAGGAUUCUGGGUAAACAGAUAAUUACUCCAAGUGAAGGUUAUGGAUUAUAUCCUAGAUCCCCACCUGCUAUUUCAGCUUCACAUGAAGCAGCCUUGUCUCAAGAAAGAGAUUCAGGAAUAUUUGGCAUAAGAGGAAAGAAGUUACAUUUUUCACCUUCUUAUGCUCAAAAAGUAUCUUCCAUUGCCAGAUCCCCUGGUUUGUGUGCUGUGGAAAGAGAAGACGACUGUAUAAUCUUCUCAGAAGGAAUAAUUGAGGAAUACCUAGCUUUCGACCAUACAGAUAUGAAAGAGGGAUUUCAUGAAAAUAAAUCAGAAGCAGCUACAAAGAAACAGAAAUUAGGGUACCCUCCCAUUGCUCCAUUUUACUGCAUAAAAGAGGACAUUCUUGCUUAUGUGUUUGACAACGUGUGGAGCAAAAUUGUGAGCUGUAUGGAGCAAUUGACACGUAGUCACUGGGAGGGAUUUGCUUCUGAUGAUGAGAGUAAUGUUGCAGUCACCAGACCAGAUUCAGAAAGUCCCUGUGUGCUGAGUGAACCACAUACUUUGGUGUUACCUCAAGUGCCACAGUCCAAGGUGCUGUCUGUCACCUCAAAUCUGAUGAGUCUCUGUCAAGCAAGUGGUCAUCAGCCAAAUGCGAAUGAUCUCUUGAUUCAUGGGAUGCCUCUACAGCCAAGAAAUCUCUACCAAAUUGACAAGCUCCUAGAUCUUGAUGACAAGCUACUUAUGAGGCCUGGGUCCAGUACCAUCUUUUCAACCCGAAAUUGGCCAAACCGAGCCUUGGAGCUUAGUACAUCAUGUCUGUCAUAUAAAGUGCAGUCUGCCAGGAGACGUAAUCCCCCACCACGUACCCUUCAUCCAAUCAGCACAAGCCACUCACGCACCGGAACACCAAGACCUGUGGAAGAAAUCCUCAGAGGAUCACAAGUCCCUUUGGCAGUUGACUCGCUCUCCUCUCCCUCACCAAUACCCCUGAGUCGAAAUAAUCUGCUGCCACCUAUUGGCACAAGUGAAGUGGAACACCUGAGCCCUGUGGGGCCACAAAGGCAAAUGAAACCCCAUGGUGAUUCCAGUCGAGCCCGAAGUGCAGUGGUGGAUGAGCCUAACCAUCAGCAGCCUCAAGAUAGGCUCCUUUUACUUAACUUCUUCUCCAGGCCCAAUACAACUCAGUCAUUUAUGCCAGAUACACAGUAUCAUCGUUCAUAUGCACUUGAGAACCCUCAUCAAGCCCGACCCAGUAGGGGAUCUGCAGGUCCUCAUUUGCAUGCCUCUACAAAAUCUCAAAGCAGAGGUGGACCAAUCUCUAAAACCAGGCAGGGACCAUAAGGCAAAUGAGAAGAACCUAUCAGGCUGCAGCAAACAUGUGGGAAGACUUCAAGAAUCAGUGUUCGACCAUCAAAUGAUGGAGAGCAUGUAUAUAAGAUCAACUAGAAUCCAUCUUCAUGAAGAGUUAUUUUGGUAAAACUGACUGAGAAAAACAAUAGACUACCCACCAAAAGACUGACUACACGGGUAAUGUUUCUAUCUCCAAUUUUUGUCUUUCAGUGUAAGUUAACCUAUUCCACUCAACAGUAAAGACUGUACCCCAAAAAUGUAAAAAUGAAUAAUUGCCCCCAAAUCACUGCUCAUGUUGUCUGUUAAAGAUGAUUAGUACAUUUAUAGGAUUCUAUGAGAUUAUAUAUACACAACAAUAAGUAGCAAAUGAUUUGAUAUUAACAAUAUCACUGGCUUCAGAAUAUUUCAGCUUGUAUUAAUUUCUUGAGAGUUUGUACUCAAGUUUUGUCAUUUUUAGGAGAUAGUGCUACAAAAAAAUCUGAGCUACUCAUAAAAUAAACAUCAUUCCUAAA
Marmota flaviventris (yellow-bellied marmot) is the source of this 2444-nucleotide messenger RNA. RefSeq names its product family with sequence similarity 149 member B1 (gene Fam149b1). The record is from RefSeq and is a predicted model, not a curated record. NCBI's taxonomy places the organism in Eukaryota, Metazoa, Chordata, Mammalia, Rodentia, Sciuridae. Gene Ontology annotation, biological process: cilium assembly; protein localization to cilium.